This is a messenger RNA of Protopolystoma xenopodis, 606 nucleotides long. The record is from the annotation of a GenBank genome assembly. Lineage: Eukaryota; Metazoa; Platyhelminthes; Monogenea; Polystomatidea; Polystomatidae.
GUGGACAUUUUUCGGCCAUUGACUCAUGUACCGACUUGUGAGUCGGCUCGAUCAGAUUCUACGGUCGUUGCAAAUGACCUACAAGCUGAACGUUUGCUCGUCGACCAUCCUGCCACUUCGAGCGAGAGCGACUUUCGCUGCAUUGCUGUCGAGAUCAACGAGGAGCGUUUCGGUAGAGCGGCUCUUUACGAUGAUGCUGAAGCGGAGGAGAUGACAGAGAACAGAGAUGAUGCUGAUGAGAACACCGAUGAGGAUGAGCUAUGCUCCUUCUACAAUCUGGAAGGGGCGCGGGUCGAGGCUUUCAUGGGCUUGGCAGGCUUAAAUAAAGUCACUUCGAGCAACACCAGCCUUGAACGUUUCCAAAAUGCAACCACUGACCCAACUGGCGGUCGCCGAAGCUCUGACCAAAUACUGCAACGCCGAUUUGCUCCUCAGGGUCAGCGCGAGGGCAGCGCUGGGCGAGUGAAUUUGGAAUGGUCGACCCCUGCGACUCUUCAGGCAUCUCAGGCAGCCGUCACGGAUUACUCUCCGGACGUCGCUGAGCCUGUUGUCAGCUCAUGCGUGAAGACCAACAUUGCUCUGGGUGGGUUGACUUUUUCCAGGUGA